AUGUCUGCCUCUGUCAAGUUUACCGGCCUCUUGGCCUUGGCGUCUGCCGUUGCGGCUGUUCCCCACUACCAGCACAACAAGUUCCACCACAGGGCUGCUUACCCAACCGGCGGAUGGGGUGGUGCCUACAACAGCACCGCUGUUGCUGGUGCUACCGGCACUGGCGUCUACGGUGAUGACAAGACUACUACCCUAGACACCACCUCUACCUCCACUGCGACUGAAUACUCAACCAUCUACGUCAAGCCUACCGGCCUUGCAGGAGACAACAACAAGGGAGUCGAGGCCGCUGAUGCCUCCACCGGUGUCUGUGGCGCAACCGUCACCGUCACUGCCUCCGAGAAGGUCACCGUUACCGUCACUCCUGGCGGUGGCGCUGGUGUCCCCACCUCAUCUCCCGUUGCCGCUGAGUCCUCGGCUGACAACGGAUACGGAGUCCCUUCAUCAGCUGCUGAGUACCCCGCCGCUACCCCAACCAAGGCGGCUUCUUCAUCCGUUGUCGAGACUCCCGUAGCCGAGACCAAGUCCUCAGCUGCUGCUGGUUACCCUGCUGAGACCCCCGAGGCCUCUGUCUCAUCCAAGACUCCAGAGAUCACCGCAUCUUUGAUCCAGAAGCCCGUCGCAGAGGCCAGCUCCGCUGUCUCUUCCGCCGCUCCUUCUCCCACUGCUGCCACUGGCAACAGCUACUCCGGUGUCAAGCGCGGUCUCGCCUACAACGAUGCUAACCUCUGCACUACCUUCGGCAGCAAGUUCGGUUUCGGUUACAACUGGGGCCAAACCGAGAGCAACGACAUUGGAACUACCUUCGUUCCCAUGAUGCACAGCCCUAGCCAGUCCAGCGCCGAAGAGUGGCUCGCCAACGUUGACAAGGCCGUCGAGAAGGGUUCCACCGCUGUCAUGGGCUUCAACGAGUGCGACCACGCCGAGCAGUGCGGUAUGGAGCCCGAGGCCGCCUGCGCCGCCUGGAAGACGUACAUGAACCCUGUCAAGUCGGCCCACCCUGACGUUACCAUCGUCGGUCCCAGUGUCACCAACGGCCAGGCCCCAAUGGGUCUCGACUGGCUCAGCCGCUUCAACGACUGCUGCCCUGACGCUAUCGUCGACGCCACCAACAUCCACUUCUACGACAUCUACGACGAGAAGACCAUCGACCGCUUCCAGGCUCAAGUCGAGAAGGCCGCUUCGCUCUCCGGAAAGAAGGUCUGGAUCACCGAGUUUGGUCUUAACCCCGGCUCUGCUUCCGAGGAGCAGGCUGCCAGCUUCCUCAAGGACGCCAUGGCCUACCUCGAUGGCUCCGACAAGGUCCAGGGUUACUCCUGGUUCAUGGUUGGUGAUGGUGAGAACCAGCUCAACUCUGGCAACGGCCUCUCAGCUGUUGGCAAGGUCUACGCUGGUGCCGCUUAA
Molecule: messenger RNA, 1404 nt
Organism: Alternaria burnsii
Lineage: Eukaryota; Fungi; Ascomycota; Dothideomycetes; Pleosporales; Pleosporaceae
Exons: 2
Coding region: 1-1404 (467 amino acids)
Biological process (GO): fungal-type cell wall polysaccharide metabolic process
Cellular component (GO): fungal-type cell wall
Source: RefSeq, a predicted model, not a curated record